Molecule: messenger RNA, 378 nt
Organism: Fusarium proliferatum ET1
Lineage: Eukaryota; Fungi; Ascomycota; Sordariomycetes; Hypocreales; Nectriaceae
Exons: 2
Coding region: 1-378 (125 amino acids)
Source: RefSeq, a predicted model, not a curated record
AUGAUCAGGAUAUGCAGGCUCAGCAGAUCAAAUGGUUCCCCUCCGCCCCCAAACAAGACUCCAACAUAUCUCGGCAUUUCCGAAUGUGGCUCAACGUCAAAGCCAAGGACCAGUCACUCCUCAACGUCACCACCACAAGACAUCAUCCGGAUAUGCGCCCAAGAGCCUCAAGAACCUCGGUCCAAGAUAUCAAAUCUUAUCAAUCUAACCUCUAGAGCAUCUCAAAUCACACUAGAAGCCGAAAUCGCAGCUUUGCCACGUCUUAACCCCCACCAGAGCUCAACUAGCGCGGAGAAUUCUGCUCGUGAGAGCCUCAAUGGUGAUGGUGGCAUGGAAGAACUGAUUGAUAAGGAGUGGGGCGAAACGCCAAGACCAUGA